AUGAUCAGUGCCACGGCCGACGAGCCACUUCACGUGCUCGAUCUCCCGCAACUCUACGAGAAGCCUUCCGGCACCGAUCUUGUGAAAGCGCUGGCUCUGCUGAGUCUGCAGCCACGCACAUUCGGCACCAGCGCUGAUGUCGUCAAGGGCCCGGCCGUCCAGCCCGCUGGCGUGACUCGGUAUCUCACAUCCAUCAUCUCGAGCCCGUUGGCAUGGCUCGAGACCGAUGAACUCCGCGAGGCAAUCUGGGACGCGGCCGCUGCACGACUCAGUGAGCGCUCUGGCCGAGCUGCAAUGCCAGCUAUGUCUCGCAUCUUCAAUGUGCCUACCUCCUCCGGCGAGGAGUACACUCUGACACUCCACGAACCAUCACUGACGGCUGAUAACCUCGGCAUGAAGACCUGGGUGUCAUCCUACCUUCUCUCCCGCCGGCUCCAUAACCUCCUCGAAUCGCCCCCGCAGCUGGUCCCUACCGCCUCGACUGACCCCUCCACAUCCAAGACUGAGACUCCUCUGCGGGCACUUGAACUUGGCGCUGGCACUGGGUUGGUCGGGCUCUCCUUUGCCGCUCUCCAGGGUAAAUCGGCCACCAUCCACCUUACUGACCUGCCCGAGAUCGUCCCGAACCUCGCCCACAACGCUGCCUUGAACGUAGAGCUUCUCAACCGGACAGGGGCGACUGUGACCACCGGCGUACUCGACUGGUCGGUCACGCCGUCGCCCUUGCCAUCGGCGGAAGAGCGAUUCGACGUGAUUCUCGCGGCUGACCCGCUGUAUUCUCCCAGUCAUCCGAAGUUGCUGGUUGAUACCAUUGCGCCUUGGCUUAGCCAUGGGCGUGAUGCGCGAGUCGUGACGGAGAUGCCUUUGCGGGAUGCAUAUCUGCCACAGGUGCAGGAGUUCCGGCGGCGAAUGGGUGAGUUGGGCCUUGCCGUCGUUGAGGAGGGUGAAGAGGUUGGAUAUGAUGACUGGGAGAGCGCGGAUGGAGGCGCCCUGGCCGUCAAGUGCUGGUGGUCCAUUUGGGGAUGGACUGAAAAGGUAUAG
Messenger RNA from Penicillium arizonense, 1041 nucleotides. Its product is annotated as S-adenosylmethionine-dependent methyltransferase. The record is from RefSeq and is a predicted model, not a curated record. NCBI's taxonomy places the organism in Eukaryota, Fungi, Ascomycota, Eurotiomycetes, Eurotiales, Aspergillaceae. The coding region runs from base 1 to 1041 and encodes 346 amino acids. The transcript is spliced from 3 exons.